Messenger RNA from Ustilaginoidea virens, 2793 nucleotides. RefSeq lists its product as uncharacterized. NCBI's taxonomy places the organism in Eukaryota, Fungi, Ascomycota, Sordariomycetes, Hypocreales, Clavicipitaceae. The transcript has a single exon. The record is from RefSeq and is a predicted model, not a curated record. The coding region runs from base 1 to 2793 and encodes 930 amino acids. Gene Ontology annotation, molecular function: S-adenosylmethionine-dependent methyltransferase activity.
AUGAGCGAUCACUUUCCAACACCAAAGGGGGUUCACUACCUCCCAGCCCCUAUACUACCAUCAUCACCAACUACAGUAUCUGGUGACUGCAGUUCACCCUCAACAUCCUCCAACCUGUGGAACCGAGCCAGUACUGCCACCGACAACACCGAAUUUGAGGACCUUUACGAUGUUUCCGAGGAAGAUGAUGACGAUAACAUCCAGCGAGGUUUUGGGCUAUCGUCGGCAAGGAAGACUGCUCGCGGGCGCACCAUCAGCCAUCUUUUAUCAACGCAGCCUGCUCCUCUCAUGAUUCCAAUCAGACCUGAGGGCCGUGAAGAAACGUGGUCUGCAGUCGAUGAGCUCAAAAAAAUCACCUCGCCAAUGCCCAUCACCCCAUCUGUUCAGCUUUCUAUGCCACCGGAUCAAAUGGACUUUAUGGGGAAGCAGCAAUCCUUGGAACUCCCGACUGUUUCUGCACCUCCUUCCUUGGACGGCAGUCUCUCGUCUGAACAGCUAGCUGCCAUGAGCGCGCCGCCAACACCGGUAAUUGGUAAUGACGAGAAUGACACAGAGGAAAUCUGGGCCGGAAUACAGCUCCAGCCUGAUGCUCUCGCGACACUGCAAGCUCUCUCUGCUGGAGAAGACGACCUUCGGGAAGAUCAACUUCAGGUUAUCGAUGUAUCUAUGACCGCUUCUCGGCCGAUGCUCGAAAUGACGCAGCAGCCUCUAAGCUUGGUGACAAAUUUCGCAACUCGACCAGUCCACGGCGAAAUCCACUCCUCCGCACCCAGUCGACAGUCUCUCGCUGGUUUGACCUCGCUUGAUAUCCCGUCUCCCAGUGGCUUCUUUUUAGAGCUGUCGCCAAGGACCAGAAACACUUGGCAUCCGCCGGGCCAUUCUCCCCUUGAUAUGCCACCUCCAACUUCAACCACCGCAGAGCAGUUUUACCGAUGCCCAUGGAAUCUUGAUGCCACGGUGCCCCCGGCCCGCAAAUGCCCUGAUUCAGCAACGGGCUUUUACCAAAGUGGGAAUAUGUCGUCAGAGCCUGUCGAACAGGUUAUCGAGGUGAAAGACGACGAAAACGACGACCUCACUGACGACAUGCCCACGGCAAGACCAUUGGUUCCACUUGAGGGCUCGAACGGUUCUGCAGCGGCAGCCAAUUCACCUGCGUCACCCGAGGCUGAGGAAGUACCUAUUGAGAUUGUUAACGAUUAUGAGCCCAGUUACUUCCGGAAACAACAAAUGGAGGCGCUGUCCAAUCUAGGACGAACAGAGCUUUGGCUCAUGGCCCAGAGAGCCUAUCUAAAAGGCAUAGAUGGUGAUGAGGCGAUUCUCAAGACAAUCCAGGAUUCCCCGGAGGAAGAAGAUGAUGACUACGUAUCUAAGCAUCCAAUACCGGAAUCCGGAACUGAGCACAAUCCCGAGACGAAGAAGAAGACUGUGCGGUUUUCCAACAUCAUCCCGACCACUGUGCAGGCAAAGCAGUUACCUUCGAAAUUGUCACGGCGGGAGUCUGCCUACUACCGAGCUUUUCAACACUACAUUGUACGCACACAGCUCCAAGACGUGUUUGUGCAGCAGCUUUCGCGCUUCGAGGCUCUUCAGUCUCAACGAACAGCGCUCCGUGAGACUCAUCGCAACCAGCUUCUUGGAAAGUAUCAGCUGAGCGUUGUUCCACAGUCAGCCAAGAAGCGACUUAGCGCCAACGUAGCUCGUGGUGACCUUGUCCUUACCGAUGAUCUCGAGAAGCUGCGUGAGGAGAAGGAGUUUGAAGCCAUGAGCCAGAUGACCAUUCCGACCUGGCAUGUUGCCGCCCUCAAGUUCCUCAACGGGGGUAAGCUCAUCUCUGCACCAGUGACAAAGAGGCUGGCUCGAAUAUCGCAGCUACCUCGCGGCAGAGACGGCAUGGUUCUAGAACGAUCGAGAGUUUUGGAUCUCGGUGGCCAAUCCACGGGAGACUGGGCGUGGCACUGCGCACUUCAAUACCCCAACGCCAAGAUAUACACUGUAACCACGAAAACUAUUCGCCAACUAUCAAAUGCCAAUAUCCGCGGCCCCCCAAAUCACCGCCAGGUAGCUGUGGAGCGCUUGACCAAGCUUCCAUUUGCGGACGAUCAAUUUGACCUGAUUUCUGCCCGCGAACUUCAUGGCAUCCUCAAGUUUGUGGGCGAGAACGGGGAAGACGAGUGGGAGGGCUGCCUCCGAGAAUGCAUGCGGGUCUUGAAGCCUGGCGGGUACUUGGAGUUUUCCAUCUUGGAUUCGGACAUCAUCAAUGCUGGACCACUGGGUCGUGCCAAGAGCGUCGAGUUUGGCUUUACGCUAAAGACUCUGGGCUAUGACCCGAGCCCGUCGAAGCUCUGGCUCGGCCGACUAGCUCGAGCGGGAUUUGAUAACGUUCGCCGUGCCUGGCUUUGCCUGCCCAUUGGCGCCAAAGCAAAGAGGAUGACUCCGCCAAGUCAAGCUACGCAGGGUGACGUCGUCUCCUUCGAGGACGGGAAGUCGUGUCAGACGGAGGCCAUGGUCACGGGCAGCAGCGAUACUAUUGCCAAUGUUUGCAGCAUUGUGGGCGGGUGGAGCUGGGAACGAUGGCUUCUUCGAUGUGAGAUGGAAAAAGUGGCUGGCGAAAUGCGACUGGCAGAUACUGUCACGACGGGAGCGGCUAUGAGAGAGGCAGGGAAAUGCUUGGACGGUGUGCAUGCGGUAAUGGAGGAGGGGAGGACUUGCAAGGCUGGAGUCCGGAUGCUCAAUGGUUAUGCCAGGAAGCCCAGGGGCCGUAGCGAGGUGAUCCAGAUUGCGUUGGCACAGUAG